This is a messenger RNA of Suillus subalutaceus, 967 nucleotides long. RefSeq lists its product as uncharacterized. The annotation marks the transcript as partial. The transcript is spliced from 8 exons. NCBI's taxonomy places the organism in Eukaryota, Fungi, Basidiomycota, Agaricomycetes, Boletales, Suillaceae. Gene Ontology annotation, molecular function: FFAT motif binding. Gene Ontology annotation, cellular component: endoplasmic reticulum membrane; plasma membrane. Gene Ontology annotation, biological process: endoplasmic reticulum membrane organization. The record is from RefSeq and is a predicted model, not a curated record.
UACACUAGAACUUCAACUCCGCCCAAACGAAUACGUACCGUUCACCUCCCUCAUAUCCACUGUCGCCUUCGUUGCGCACUUCUCCUAACUAUGUCCUGUCCAUCUCAUUCCCAACAACGCGUUGGGGUUUCAAUAGUACGACCUUUCACGCAGCUCGUCAAGCAGGUUCUAACUAUCAAAAAUAAAAAUGCACAACCAGUAGCAUUCAAAGUUAAGACUACAGCGCCGAAGUUGUACUGCGUACGACCAAACUCUGGUAGGAUAGAGCCUGGUGAAAGUGUCGAUGUCUCCGUAUCCCUCAUCACACCCGAAAAGGAGACCAGAGAUUUACAGGAAUUCGUAAACGAGUGGAAAGUUUACCAACAAAAACUCCGUGUUGUAUACCUCCUCCUGAAGGACAAACUGUUGAAGAGGAGGAUGAGGGGACAUGUGGAGCCCCCUAUGCCUUCCCGCCCUAUUGCAGAGCACCUGGUGGAACCGUCUCCACGCCUUACUCCACCUAUGCCAGAAUUCUCUUAUGAUGACGCAGUUCAAGCUGCACAGCUCAAGCGAGAAGUGAACAGUUCUCAAGAGGCUGGUUCUUAUCGGGAGGAAUUCGAUUUCCAGAGAUCUACCAGUGGCGGAGUCGGCGUUGUCAACCGACUUCGGCUGCCCUCUAUUAACAAAGAAUUGGAAGCGAAGUAUAUCGCAGCUCAAGAUGAGAUACAGCGGCUUCGGGAUCUUCUUGCGGCUGUGCCAGACCCUAGCUCUUUGGCGCCAGAGUCCAUCGCACCUACCUCCAUCGCUCCCUCGGACUUCCGGAGGAGACAUACAUCAGCGCUCUCAGACGAUGGAGAGACGUACGCAGGAUCUGACGUCGGCACCAUGGUGGAGCAUGAUAGUGUUAUCCACCAAGAAGGCGUUCCACUACAGGUGGUUGUUAUUAUUGCGCUUGGCGUUUUUUAUCACAACGUAUCUAUUUUUCUAA